AUUUGAAAUUGAACGACCGCCGACGGCUCGCUCGUGCUGUCUUUGUUUAAUAACAUUUUAUUGUGUUCUUAGAAAUACACAGGGUUUGUCCUAUAGAGGAAUUAUAACAUCAAAACAUCAAUGGACAGGGAAUCCUCGCUUCGCUGUUUUCGAUGUAGGAAGGUUUGCGCAGGUGAAUCGCUGCGAGUGAACGAUCAGCUUUUUCAUGCCGACUGCCUGGUUUGCUUGGUGUGUGGCAAGGACUUGGAAAAUAUUGGAUUUUUUGUGGAAAGCAACCAGUAUUACUGUCCUGAAGACUUCCAGGAACGCUUUGGCACAAAAUGCUUCAUUUGUCAUCUAUUUGUGGAAGGAGAAGGAAUCAACAUUGGUAAUAAUGCAUAUCAUUUGCGCUGCUUUGUUUGCACUGGUUGCAGAAAUCCAUUUCCUCCAGGAGAGAAAGUUGUUGCUAAGGGUAACCAUUACCUCUGCCAACAGUGCAAUUCAAAGGAGAUAAACAAUGAUUCAAGAGUACGCAAACUUGAUAGGUGUGCAGGUUGUGGAGAAGAUAUUCGCAGUGGCCAGUCAUUGUUAGCUCUGGAGACACAAUGGCAUCUUUGGUGCUUUACAUGUACAAAAUGUGGCUGCUUGCUGGCUGGAGAGUACAUGGGCAGGGAUGGAAAGCCUUACUGUGAGAAAGAUUAUCAAGCAGAGUUUGGUGUGACUUGUGCUGGCUGUGGCGGAUAUAUUAUUGGAAAGGUCCUACAGGCUGGUGAAAAACAUUAUCACCCUCAUUGCUCACGCUGUGCAAGGUGUCAUGGAGUGUUUGGUGAGGGUCAAGAGAUGUUUUUGCAAGGAUCUGAAAUUUGGCAUCCAGAUUGUAGCUUUGCAGCAGCUCAGAAUGGUGAACUGGAAACAGACUCUGGAGGUCCGCGCAAUGGAUAUCAGUAUCCUGAGGAGGAAGCUCCCCGUCCCUCCCCUCCCACAAGAACUUCAGCAAGUCGCGUAUCAGAAUGGAAAGCGAAGUACUCGCCUCAGAAAGAAGAACAAACUUACAAGCCAGUGGCGACUUGGAGAGCAGAACAGGUGGAACAAUCUUGGUAUCAGUCAAGUUAUACCUCGAACAAAGACACUGGAGCCUAUAACAGUAGUUCAUACAGAGAGAUCACUGCCAGGCAAGAGGCAAGUCUGAAUGAAUCACCACGGAGAAUAGGUUCGCAAGACUCGUUAGAUAUGGCAGAAUUCGAGAGAAGUGUCGACAAAAAACCUCAGAUUUACGCUUAUAAAGAUCUCAAAACGACAAACUACAAGUUGCCGCGAGAAGCGGACAAGACGAAACUCGAGACGUAUCUCACCGAUGAGGAAUUCCGUGAAGUGUUUACAAUGUCAAGAGAAGAGUUUUACAAGCUGCCAGCCUGGAAACAAGUGUCUCGCAAGAAAGAAGUUCUGUUGUUUUAGAUAUGGUUUGUUUCCACACCAUUUAUUUUGGAUGUCACAGCUUCUAUGCUGUAUUCUCUACAAAGAGCAAGUUUCAAUCGAUUGUCGGAAAUAAUUCGACUCUGCAUUGGUUUUGCUUCAAAUCGCCAUGUGAUUGGUUCAGAAAAAUCGCGCCACGUUUUCAAUCAAUCAGGUGCAAGGCUAAACCAGUCGCGGCUUGUUCGUCCGCGUUUUCCCGCGCUUUAGGCUGCGCUUUGCUCUGAUUGGCCGUUGGGAUUACUUUGAUUCGGUUUUACGACACUCAAUGCAAAGGCGCUUCAUUUGCUUAGAAUGAAAAGAAUUUGUGACGCAUGGGUACAUUUGAAGAAUGUUACAACUUCUUUUGAAAAUGUUUACAAAGUUAUGAUAUCAGAGUCGAUGUAGAAGGAAAUCUUCAAACUUAAAUGAAAGAUUUCUCGGCCAGAUAUGUUCUGGAUGGAAAACUUCCUCCUCCUCGAUUAUUUGAAUCAAAUUGCUUUUCCCGAGAUGUGCUACUCUUUCAACUAAAAAACUAAAUGUUUCUUGGAGUUAUUUGUUUUCGACUUGUGAACCAAGAUUUACCAUUUUACGUUCUUAAACUGAAGAGUUUAUCUCCACCCAUUCUGGAUUAUUUCAGGUAAAUGACCAGAAGUUUAAGCAUUACGCGUUUACAAAUAGGUAAGGUGACAAUUCUAGGUCAGUGAAACUUAUUUUGAAGAGUUGUUGGGCGUGCGAGUUUCUUUCCAAUCGGAGAACGGCGCGAGUACUCAGUUGUUACGUUUCUGGGCAACAAUAGCUUGUGCUAAGAUCAGUUUCUCAGAUGCUAGUUCCCCGACAUGAAAAUCAAUUAAGUUAGAGUCACAUCUAAAUUUUAAGGUAGAUUGUCAAUCGCGGGCGGUAGUCCAAUUGUUUCACAAAUUCACGCAUUUUUAGUAAAAGAAAUAUAUGAAAAAUUUAAUUAAGAAACAUUAAAGAAUUUACCUUUACCUUAAAUCACGUUACAUAAGUGGAUUUGAAAUUAGAAAAGGUCAUCUAGAAAUAGUGGUUGGUACUUCUAGGGAUGUAUUUUAUAUAUGGCUCGUGAGCCGGUAAAAAGGCCAAGAAAUUUAUUAUUAAAAAUGGUGGUUAAAAUUAAA
Molecule: messenger RNA, 2567 nt
Organism: Pocillopora verrucosa
Lineage: Eukaryota; Metazoa; Cnidaria; Anthozoa; Scleractinia; Pocilloporidae
Product: actin-binding LIM protein 1
Biological process (GO): lamellipodium assembly; cytoskeleton organization
Cellular component (GO): actin cytoskeleton
Molecular function (GO): actin filament binding
Source: RefSeq, a predicted model, not a curated record